CAGGCAGACCGGACCCAACUGUGUCAGUGGCUGUCGACCAGCCGGGGUGUGAGCACUUGUUUGGUCUUAAGUGCUGUGCUGUGACGGUGGGCUCUUGUGUGUUCUUCCGUGGGAGGGUGUGCUGUGUUACGCUUACAUGUUCUGUGCUGUUACGCUGAGCGGUGCUGUGCUAUAAUUAUAUAUUAUAUACUGUGUAUCCUACAACCCGUGUUAGCUAGCUUCUGUGACUCGCCCGACACACUAUUGAAUUGUAAAUUCGCGCCAUGGAGAUAUGGCGGGUGUUGUUGGUGUUGGCGCUGACCACGACGGCGGCGGUGAUGGCGGAGUGGGCGGACGUGGAUGACUCUGACGUGGGCGGCAAGAGGGUGUUGAUCCUGCACCCCAUGUACGCGGCCUCGCAUGUCCUCACACUGCGUGCCAUGGCCCGGGCCCUGGUCGACAGGGGUCACCAGGUGACGGUGGUGAGGUGGCAGGACACCCACCAGUACCCUUCUGCCGACUAUCCUGGCAUCGUAGAGUUCGUGCUGGCCAUCAACAACUCUGACGGCACCGUACCCCACAUGACUCAUGAGGAGAGAGCCAGCUUCGUGAUGCCCCAGGAGCUGAUGUGGGGCCACGGGACGUCAUGGACGGCGCUGCCUGUGGACGCCUUCAUGACGGUGGCAGCCUUCUGCAGGACGCUGCUCGGGGACCUGCCUCUCCGGCAUCACCUCAGACAUCAGCGCUUCCACGUCGCCGUCGUAGACCUCAUCUAUAAUGAGUGUAGUCUGGCGCUGGCGCAUGAUUUGGGUAUUCCUUCGGUGGGGUACUGGGCGUUCACAUUCGCUGGAGGAGAACCUCAAUACACGACAGCCUUCAGCCCGCCGUCAUCAGUGCCAUUCAUACUAUCACACUACCGGGACGUGAUGACCUUCAAGCAGCGUCUCGUAAACCACAUCCACGCCCUCGGCAGUCACGUCGUUAUGCAGGUUCAGCUGGCAGUGACGGGAUGGCAGAUCAAGCGGUACCUGCCGUCCUGCCCUCCACCCGGGACGCUGCUGGCGGAGAUGUCCGGCAUGCUCAUAAACUCCCACCCGGCGCUCGACUACCCCAGACUACUGCCGCCUUCAUUCAUCAACGUUGGAGGCCUGCAGGUCCAGCCACCCCAGCCUCUGCCACAGAGUCUGGAGAGGUGGGUGGAGGGCUCCGGGUCGGCCGGCACCAUACUCUUCACUAUGGGCUUCAUCUUUAAUUCUCGCGUCGUCCCCGCCCGUGUCAUCAAUAACCUCAUGAGCGCCUUUGCCAGACUCCCACACCGGGUGUUGAUGAAGCUGGAAGGGGAGCACCCCACGAUGCCCCCCAAUGUUAAAGUGGUCUCCUGGCUUCCUCAGCAAGAUGUUCUAGGACACAACAAGACUGUGUUGUUCUUCACCCACUGUGGGAUGCACGGAGUGCUGGAGGCCCUGCACCACGGAGUGCCCAUGGUGGGCAUGCCAGUCUUCGCUGACCAGCAGGACGUUCUCGUCAGGCUCGAGGAACGGGGCGUUGCCAAAGGCGUCCACAAGGAGGCCUCAGAGGAGCAGAUCUACCAAGCCAUUAUCCACGUCCUCAAUGACACCAGGUACCGCGAGAACGCUCGCCAGCUGUCGAAGAUAGUCAGAGACCAGCCGCAGGAGCCACUGGACCACGCCCUCUGGCUGGUGGAACACGUGGCCAGCACCCACGGGGCGCCCCACCUAAAGUUCUCCGCCAGGCACCUCAACUUCUGCCAGUUCUUUGGCCUCGACGUCCUGGCGUUCGUACUAAUGACUUCACUAUGCUCCUUCUAUUGCCUACCGCGGUUACUAAAGUAUCUGGUGAAUAGCUUCAUAUCUUUGGGAAAUUAUAAAAGCAAAUUAAAAGUAGCUUGAAUGCAGUUUCUUUAAAUAAUUUUGUUAGUAUACCUUUGCACUGGACUGGUCUGGAAGAAAGCAUUUUGCACAACCAUCUUAAAAAGUAAAACUUGUAAAUUGAAAAUUCAUUAAUAUACACAAUUGAGGAAGUGUAGCGAGUGCAAAACAUUUAGUGUGAUAUAAUUUGGGAGGUGUCUGUGCAUCGGUAAGUUCACUUCCUGCAACACGCCUAUGCUUCCUUCCCUUCACAAGGCAUUCUACUUAAUUCAUUCCCUUAAUUCAUAGCAUGUAAUUGGCACACCAGUUACAGAUCACCGUGGGAAAUGCUACUGUAAUCCUGCUGUAUGUUGAAGUAACGAAGGGAAAAUUUCAUAGUGAUGCUUAAUGACCGGCAGCUGUCCCGAUGCACUCAGUCAAAUAAAUUGUUUUAACAAAUAAAAAAAACUGCUUUCUUGUAACACAAUGCAAAUGCUUUUCUGUAGCAGGUAUUAAGAUAACUUUUCUUGCUCCACAUAACAGUACAGUAAAUUUGUUACAAAUGGUUACCAUGGAGUAAUUAAUCUAAACGGGUAUCUUUAUUAAAAGCAAACAAGUUGAGAGAUGCAUACUAAUAAUUUGUAUUUAUCAUUCCUAGUUUCUGUAAGCUAAGCCCUGUUACGAUGGUUAUUUUUUUAAAUAAACAAACAAAUAUAA
Messenger RNA from Procambarus clarkii (red swamp crayfish), 2564 nucleotides. RefSeq names its product UDP-glucuronosyltransferase 2A3. NCBI's taxonomy places the organism in Eukaryota, Metazoa, Arthropoda, Malacostraca, Decapoda, Cambaridae. The record is from RefSeq and is a predicted model, not a curated record. Gene Ontology annotation, molecular function: UDP-glycosyltransferase activity.